Molecule: messenger RNA, 1628 nt
Organism: Cephus cinctus (wheat stem sawfly)
Lineage: Eukaryota; Metazoa; Arthropoda; Insecta; Hymenoptera; Cephidae
Gene: Pyroxd1
Product: pyridine nucleotide-disulfide oxidoreductase domain-containing protein 1
Exons: 2
Coding region: 5-1492 (495 amino acids)
Molecular function (GO): oxidoreductase activity; flavin adenine dinucleotide binding
Source: RefSeq, a predicted model, not a curated record
CCAUAUGAACUCAAAUAAUAAAGGAUCAAAGGACGAAAUGGCGAGUACUUCAACAUCUGCUACUUUUGUUGUCGUGGGUGGAGGUAUCGCCGGAGUCUCCUGCGUGGAAGGACUCUCCUUUUUAAAUCCGGAGGAAAAAGUAAUUUUGAUCACAGCGAGUUCAUUAAUAAAAGCUGUAACAAACGUUGUACCUCUUGGAAAAUUGAUAAUGAAAUUCGACAUCGAAGAAAGAGCAGCAAAAAGUCUUUCUGAAGCGCAUUCAUCAGUUGACGUUGUUCAGGAUAAAGUUAUAAGAGUGAACCCAACAGAAAAGAUAGUGGAGACGAAGUCCGGACAUAUUAUUAAAUAUCAGAAGCUUUGCUUGUGUACCGGUGCGAGACCGAAACUCAUAGCCGAGGGACAUGAGAGAGUCUUGGGAAUUCGAGAUACGGAGUCCGUAGAAGAAUUCAGUAAAAAACUACAAUAUGCAAAAAGAAUUCUUGUCCUAGGAAACGGUGGAAUAGCUACCGAACUCGUGCACGAGGUACAGGGUGUUGAGAUGAUAUGGGUCAUCAAGGAUAAACAUAUUUCAGCAGCGUUUGUGGAUCCUGGAGCUGCUGAAUUCUUUCAGUAUAAAUUGUUACAUCCUGGAACUUCAAGUAAGGAUAACAGUAGUGCCACAAAGCGGAUGAAGUACACCAUAUCCGGUGAUAAAGUUUCUAAGGGUGGUCCAGCUCUUGGACCCGAUUGGCACAACAAUUUCCGCAUCGAAGGAACUUCUACAGUUAAAACUAGAGUGCAGGUCGAGUAUGAAUGUGAGGUUUUGAAGAUCCUAGAGCCCGAGGAUUUAAAAAGUGUAGCUCGUGAUAAGGAUGAUGAAGAUCCGGAUAAAACCAAGUGGCCGAUUUACGUUGAACUAACAAAUGGAAAAAUCGUGGGAGCUGACUUUAUCGUUUCCGCAACUGGAGUAAUUCCAAACUCAGACAUCCUUGGUUUGGAGUCAUUGAACAAAUACGAAGAUUAUGGUUUCGCUGUUGACUGGAAAAUGGAAACUUCACAUCCUGACGUAUACGCAGCUGGUGAUGUCUGCACGGCAUCCUGGGAACCAGCAGAACAUUGGUUUCAAAUGCGUCUCUGGACUCAAGCACAGCAAAUGGGUCAAUACGCUGCACGCUCAAUGAAUUCCAGUUUAAAGAACGAACAGUUCUUCCAGGACUUUUGCUUUGAGCUCUUCACACACGUCACGAAAUUCUUCGGCUACAAAGUCGUUCUCAUCGGCCUCUUUAAUGCCCAAAAACUUGGCAAGGAAUAUGAGAUUCUACUGAGAACCACCAGAGGUAAAGAAUACAUCAAACUAGUUCUCAAGAAUGGAAAACUCCAAGGCGCAGUUCUGAUCGGCGACACGGAUCUUGAAGAAAUGUGUGAAAAUCUUAUUCUUAACGGACUGGACUUAUCGAUUUACGGAGAAGAUCUACUGAAUCCUGAUAUCGAUAUUGAGGAUUACUUUGAUUGAGGUGCAAUGGCGGGAGACCUGAAAGUAGAACCUACACCGCAUGACUAACCAGUGAAGAUGUCGGACCAAUGGUCCAUCGAGGACGAUGUCGACGUGGCUGACAGUCCUGUUGCCAUGAUCAACAAACUUGCUUCUG